CUUCCAGCUACGGUAGAAGAUCUACAUCUUUCCUUCAGGGUGCAGCUAAUUUAAAAAAAAUAAUACAAAAGUCCAUUGCUUCAGUUAGAUCCUCCAGUAGUUUCAUGUAGAGAACCCGUAGCUGCAGAAAAGCAGUAGCUGCUCACACACCAACGUGAACAUUUGAGCUCUUCAUCUCCACCGAUCAUGCGACGGCUCUUCCUGUCAGUCAUCCUGAUUGCUGCGCAUGUUUCUGUGACAGUGGAUUGCAGGCCGGGGCUCCAGCAUCCCCGGCUCCAACGGCACGAGAAGGAAACCUCUGACCCUGGAGCUCACGGCGAGACGUCUGCGGACGCAGGACGCCUCCACUUACAGCUGCACGGAUCGAUGAGAAAGGGCAAUCACAGGGUCCUCCUGGUUAGUUUGCCAGUAAGAACGACUUCAAGCAAUGUGGUUCCAGUUUUUUAUUUGCGAAGAAGGCGAUUCCUCUGUCUGGACGUACGGGGGAAGCUGUCCAAGUCUAGGCAAAAGUACAGAGAGGAUUGCUUAUUCCAACGCAUUAAGUUAGAUCUGGCGAACCACCGUGAUGUGUUUUACUCUCUGAAUGGAAACCAGCAGCUCAGCCUGGGGGGAGACGACCUGCAGGCGGUGCACCGAGAACCUCCAGGGGUCUCCUCAGCCCUUCUACAGAGGUUCCUGGAUCCCUUACUAAAGAGGCAGAGAAGAAGUGAGGCGGUGAACCCCUCUGAUCCUUUAAGAGCCCAAUCGCAUCCCUCGCACUCUGUACGGGAUGCAAAUCACGGCCUGACUGAACCAGAACAGACGGGUGCUGUGUCCAAGGAAACCAUCACCUCCUGCGAUGACCCGCUGCGAGUCUUGAGGCCCAACCGGCACGGCAGUCCAGUCAAGACUAACAUUGUAGACCGAGCAGAACAUGAAUAGGACAUGUGAGAGGUUAGCUACUGCAUGGUGGGGUAGAUACUUUCGGACAUUGUGUAGUAUCAGCAAGUCAAACUGUUAUUAGAGAGUAGUUUUUUUUUCCUCUUUGAAAACAUUCAACAUUUUCUGUGAUAUUAAGUCCUUAGAACGAAAUUUCCAGGGUGUACUCAUGAACUGGAUUACGUCACAGAGGCUUGUACAGGUCCUGUGUUUGAAUAGCAGUUAAAUGACAAGUUUGGCAACUCUUGACACAAGUUUGGUCCAGCAUCCCGCUGUCCUUUAACCUCAGUCUGUUAAAUUUUAAUCCGAUGAUGCAAUGUUUGUUUUGCAUAUGUAAAAAUGUGUAAUGUACAACUAAUUUGAAAUAUUCACACAUAAACAUGCUUAAAAAAGAAUAAGCAUAAAUUGACCUAUUGUUACUGAAAUAAAACAAAAAAAAUAAAAAUGCAUUAUAUGCAAAAACUCAGACACGAUCAGGUGCUGGACACCAGUAAUCACAGCAAUGAGAUGCUUUAUUUAUUGAAAUGUGUUAAAUGACUUCCUUUCUUGCCUGAUGUGUAUUAUUUAUAUAUUUCAUGCUGUGUUGUUUCUCAUAUGAACAAAUAAAUGGUGAAUAUUC
Messenger RNA from Cololabis saira (Pacific saury), 1537 nucleotides. RefSeq names its product fibroblast growth factor 23. Lineage: Eukaryota; Metazoa; Chordata; Actinopteri; Beloniformes; Belonidae. The transcript has 4 exons. The record is from RefSeq and is a predicted model, not a curated record. The coding region runs from base 187 to 921 and encodes 244 amino acids.